This is a messenger RNA of Dentiscutata heterogama, 1716 nucleotides long. NCBI's taxonomy places the organism in Eukaryota, Fungi, Glomeromycota, Glomeromycetes, Diversisporales, Gigasporaceae. The record is from the annotation of a GenBank genome assembly.
AUGAAUAUUUCCGAGGAAAAGUGGUCAAUUCAACAGACUUCUCAAGUUCCUCCUUCUCCUCAACAUCAACAUUCUACAAUGUCACCACAGAUGAACGGUAUGCCUACGGAAAACUUUAUGCAACCAUUUCCAUACGAAAGUCAAGCAACGCAAGGUCAAAUGCACUCUCAGCAAAUUUUCCACAACGAGCAUAGCACACCACCCGCGUUUUAUUUUGUACUUGGUACAAACUUGUUUGGGUUAUGCAAGUUGAUGUUUCUUCCCGCCGCGUGUUACCUUACACACGCUUUAUGCCCUGAAGUCUUUACGCUGCGUCCUGCCGCUCUCCUGCCUCUACUACUUUCCUCCCUUUCUGACAUAACCAGUUAUCACCGUUUUGUUUCAAUGUCUACCCCUGCUACUCCUACGACACCUCGACAGAAUGAUUCUCCGAACAUCAAUUCAACCACAAAUACACAAAACUCUGCUCCUGAUCGUAAAAUUGACAACCGUCCAACAUUCACAUCAUUUCACGCGGCACCCUUCCAGCCUAGUGUUAGGAAGCGUAGGGCAGAUGCAUCUGGUUUCCCAGUAGACGCUGGCCCUUUCUUUUCACCGACUCAACAACAUUAUAAUUUAUGGAGCAUGGACAGGACUUAUAGUUUUAAACUUCGUAUCAAUUCAAAAGUUGAUCGUGGUUUCUUUUUGGCCGAUAAUGACUGGACGUGUUAUCGAAGAAAUUAUUUUCAAAUUAGCAGUGCAUUUUCCAUUUCAAGCGCGACUCACCCUGUUAACGAAGCUGAUGUACCAUGCUUGCUUGAAGUAGACGGUCAAUUUCAUACAGUAACUCAAUUCUUAUUAGGAAUCACAGCACGAGUAUCCAACAGUGACAAAAAGAUUGAGUUAGUACAACAUACUCCAAAACGUGAUAAAGGUCCUCAAAUGGUUCCUGUUCCAAAACCUAUUCGUCCUGGUGGAAAUUUAAAUCUUAGUUCAGUUGGUUCUAAUUCAAAUAUAGUUACUUUUGAACGUAUUCAAUUUAAAACUGCUACUGCAAAUAAUGGAAAGCGUCAUUUUAAUAGUGGACCUUUUCCAGGACCAUAUGGACAGUAUCCACCUUUUCAAGGUUUUCCACCAGUAACUGGUGGACCAAUUAGAAAUGAUGCUUUAUUAAUGAUGGCAGGUCCAAAUGGACAAACCCCACCUUUUCAUCCACAACAUCCUCAUCAACAAUAUAUGGUACCAGCAAUUGGCGAUGCUGAAAAUCAAAAUCCUGAAGUUUAUAAUAAUCCUAACAUGGAUCCGAAUAUUGUUAACGUUGCUACAACUUCUGCUCCACACUCUGCAUUCUCUAAUUUUGAGUCACGUCAAAUGCCAAACGCAAAUUCGAAUGUUGCUGCUGUAGGUGGCAAACCAUUUAUGAAGAUUGAAAUUCCACAAUCAACGGAACUUCCAGAUCAUCCUCUAACUUCUCCAGCAUAUCAUUCGCAGGAGUAUGUAGAAGGAUUACAUUUCUAUCAUACACCCGCUAAUAGCGCAUCUGCACAUCAUGGAGGUUACCAUUCUGAUAGUGAGCAACAUCAUAGUAAUGGUGUAAACCAAGAAAAUGGACGACAAACAAGAUUAGAUGAAUCUUCAGAACAUAAUUCUAAUCAACCUCAUUCUCCACAAGUUAAUGGUGAUAAAUCAGAACAUGGUUCAAAAUCGCCAUCUACAACAAGCAAUGGUAGUAAUUAG